This is a messenger RNA of Aspergillus versicolor CBS 583.65, 2081 nucleotides long. RefSeq names its product putative C6 transcription factor. The record is from RefSeq and is a predicted model, not a curated record. The transcript is spliced from 9 exons. The coding region runs from base 6 to 2081 and encodes 691 amino acids. Gene Ontology annotation, cellular component: nucleus. Gene Ontology annotation, biological process: positive regulation of transcription by RNA polymerase II; DNA-templated transcription. NCBI's taxonomy places the organism in Eukaryota, Fungi, Ascomycota, Eurotiomycetes, Eurotiales, Aspergillaceae. Gene Ontology annotation, molecular function: sequence-specific DNA binding; DNA-binding transcription factor activity, RNA polymerase II-specific; zinc ion binding.
CGAGCAUGGUGGGAAGUCCACAGCCCCAGAAACGGGCUCCAGGAGCAUGUUAUCAUUGUCGUGCCCGAAAGGUCAAAUGUUCUGGCAAUCAGCCCUGCACGAGCUGCCAGCGACGGGCGGAGGAGUGCAUCUUCGAAGGAGACCGGCGCAUCUCGGUAUCAAAAAGGGAAUUCCUGACCUUGAAGCGUAAGCUGGGAGAGCUGGAGCAGAGUGACAAUGAGGGCCGCGCAAUGGAAAGAGGAGGACAAACCCAAGUCCCACAGAAUGCGCCACCCUCUCCGCAUGCCACUCAAAGUGGAAAUGAGGAUGAUACCACAGAUGACGUCCCUGACGCCCAUCUCGACCGGAACCCUCUAGUAUCCCCAUCGAGCUUCGUAUAUCGUGUUGGAAAGAGACGGCGCACAUGGUUCUUCCAAGGCCCAACGUCGAGCUGGUCUUUCACCCACCGCGUGCUAAACAGCAUGGCCAAGCGCUUCAGCCCUCACACCCCAAUCGAGAUCCCAUUCCACACAGACGGUGACGCAUACGACAUCCACUGGGGAAGUGUUGGGCCCGACGGCGCACCGGACGUGAGUGACUUGCCAUCACUCAACCACGCAAUGUACCUUGUUAGCACAACUCGGUUCCAUCUGGGCGAAUUAUUCCACUUCUUUGACCAGGAGGAGUUUCUGGCGAACUUGCAUGAGCUGUACGAUGAUGUUCAUGCUAAGGUGCGAACGUCGCGGCUGUGGUAUAUUCAGUUCCUUGUUGUCAUGGCGUUUGGAGAGGCUUUUCUCGCCCCUUCGACGCGUCUUCGAGCAACAGGCGAAUCGGCCUGUUCGCAAUACUUCACCAGGGCGAUGUCGCUUCUGCCAGACCCGUCGAGGGUAUGGGAUGACCCAAUUCUUACGAUAGAGGUUCUAGCAGCCGUAUCAUUAUAUCUCUAUUCGCUGGAUAUGAGGGACUCCAGCUGCUGCUAUAUCGGACAAGCAAUGCGCAUAGCCGUAAUCGAAGGCCUGCACCGCGCCCUCCCGCCAGAUAUCGAUCCCAAAUUGGCAAGCAGAUGUACCCGAAUCUGGUGGACGACAUAUUUACUCGAGAACAAACUCACCGCAUCAGUUGGUGCGCCCAGCGCCGUGCGUGAGGAGGACGUCACGGCUAUGCUGUGGGAUCCCCAGACCUGUCCGCGCGGUUUGGCUGGACUUACCCUGCAUGUUAAAGUAUCGCAGGCUAUGAAUCACGUUUUGCAUACCGUGUAUAACCCGGGAGGGGAGCGGCCAGCGCUAUACCUACAGAAAGUACAGUCUACCCUGCGCCAGAUGGCGGAUCUAUCGCGCGAAUGGGAGCAGGUCUUUCAGAGCCGGUUCAAGACAUCUGUUGAUGCGGUUUGUGGAUUGAGUACGCGCUUGACAUUGUCAUAUCACUUGUGCGUGAUAAUCGCAAUUCGUCCUCUGAUCUUCUCUCUUCUGCUGGAACGAUUGGAUAGUCGUGGAGCAGGUACUAGCCAACGACCACUAUCGCACGCCGUGCUCACACUGGCUCGGAGCUGCGUUGACUCUGCUACAAAGUCCCUCAGGAUUCUGGGACAGCUUAGGGAGAAGAACCUACUAGCAGAAACAUUCCUCCCAUUCGACCUCGAAUACACAUUUGCAUCGGUAUUUACACUGCGUCUGGUAUAUAUGAUUGUGCCCACGGAGAGUCGUAGUACCUCCUGCUAUGAGAUAGCGACCAGUAUCCUUGACGAUAUGAAGUUAAAAGGGAACCGCAUCGCGGAGUUUCGACGUGCAGAGCUGGAUAUACUAGAGUGGCUUAUCCAGGAAUCAGAGGGCCCAAGCCAAACACAGGCUGAUGCCUUAGGAGUUACGCCUGAUUGUUCCGUACUACAGAGGGUUGAAACCAACACGGUAGAUGUGCAUGGGCUUGACCCGGGGAUGGAUAUAAACGGCGCGCUAGGUUUGGACUGGGGAGACCAGACCGAGGGGGUUGGCCUUCUUUCUGAGCAGAUACUGGCGGUGGUAGACCAGUUGGCUACGGAUGAUGUGCUGGUUGAGGGCAAUAUUGCAAGUCUGGGGGAGGAUCGGUGGCUUUGGGAUGGGAGCUGA